AUGAUAAGAAAUUAUAGAAUAGGAAUAUCUAUCAAACGGUUUUACAGUGAUUCAUUAAAACAGAUAUAUGAUUAUCAAUGGCCAGUUAAAAUAUCUAAUCCAACACCUUAUGACAUUUUCAAUUUAGAAAAAAAAAAACAAUCUAUUGAUCUUGGUGAUCUUAAAAAAAAAUAUCAUGAAUAUAUUAAGAUGUAUCAUCCUGAUCAAGGGUUUGAUAUUUUAACCAAUAAAGAUAAGAUUUUAAAUGAAGAGGAGAAGAAGAAAAGAAUAUUAAUGAUAAUACGAAGUUAUAAAAUAUUAAAAACACCAAAAUUGAAACGUACUUAUGAUAUAAGUGGUAUUGGAUGGAUAAAUAAUGAAGAAGAUAUUUUAAAAGAUCAAAGAAUGUCCGAUAUACCGUAUGAAUAUUGGCAAGCAGGUACAUGGGAAGAUAUUCAAAAAACCAAAGAAUUUUCUGAAGAAAAGGAAAAUGAAAAAAAGCAUUUAGGCACAUCAAUAUUUGCAGGUUUAAUAUUUUGUGGGAUAAGUAUAAAGGUGUUGACUGUUCUAAAGGAUUUGAUAAUAGAAAAAUUCGGUAGAGAAAGGGAAAGGCUGGAAUAUCGAGAAUCUUUGGACUAA
Molecule: messenger RNA, 618 nt
Organism: Henningerozyma blattae CBS 6284
Lineage: Eukaryota; Fungi; Ascomycota; Saccharomycetes; Saccharomycetales; Saccharomycetaceae
Exons: 1
Coding region: 1-618 (205 amino acids)
Source: RefSeq, a predicted model, not a curated record